GGUGUCAUGUCUCUAGAGGUGUCAUUUAACCGUAAAGCAUUUUUCCGCAUAUUGGAUAUCUCCUCAAGCGUUACGCCUUCUUCAUUUAUCUGGAUUGAUUACAAACUAUAAUGUGUGGCGUUUGAGUUUAAAUAUGCAUAUGUCUUAUGUCGUGUUUUUCAAUGGAUUAAGAAAAUUAUGAAGUCAACAUUCUACAGUUUUGUGUGCCUUCUUCUUUUCGGCUCCGCAACUUUGUUGGGGUUUUGGUGGAAAGCAACGCAAUUCGUUCCAAGAGUUGCCUCACACCUACAUAACAUUAUAGACAAUCGAUUUCAUCCAAGCUUUUUGCGAAAGUACAAGAACCCAUGUUUUGAUGACGUUAGAAGUUCAGAUCACGGGACCACUGCGAACGAAACGUCUACACUCCUGUGCUUUCCGUAUUUUGUGAUGCCCGGGUUCCCAAAAUGUGGGACAACUGAUUUAUACACGCGGCUCUCGAAACAUCCGCAGAUCAAAUGGGAACACCCAAAGGAACCGGAUCUGCUUCAUAGACACAUGUACAAGUAUGAUAAUUUCGGGGAAGCCGUUCACCAGUAUUACGUGCCUUUAUUCCGUCCUUCCAUUCAUCGACUACAAGAAAACUUCGAUGUUGACAAGGAUGGAACACUUAUUUACACUGGGAUUAUUGGAGACGCUUCCGUGGACUACGCUUUUAACAACAGCCGGUGGCAGGAUUUUCCCGGAAAUAAAGGUGUCAAGGAACCUCGCCUCACGCAUGCGCAUUUCAUGUAUUCACUGUAUCCUAAAAUGAAGGUCAUCUUUAUGCUGAGGGAACCAGUUGAAAGGUUGUAUUCUGACUAUAUUUUUGAAGCUCGGGCGAUUGGUUACAAAAGAAGCCCUAAGAAUUUUCACCAGAGCGCGUUGAAAUUCAUCAAAGAUUUCAACGAAUGUUUGCGAUUGAACACUCGCAGGGGCUGUGCAUACAAUCGCACGUUUGAAAGCUAUGAAAUUCGCCUUCGAGCGGGAAUGUACCACAUUUUUGUUAACGACUGGAUACAGGUGUUUGGAAAGGAAAAUGUACUUGUCCUCAUGUCCGAGACAACUAAAGCGGCAAAUCAACGGCUGAACAGUAUUAGACAAAUCGUAAAAUUUCUUGAAAUAGAACCGUUUUCGUUGACUGAGGAAAAGCAUCUUUACGACGAGAAGCUGGUUAAUGUUCGAUUACCGGAGGAACGAUCUAUAGGAGACAUGUUGAGCUGUACUCGAGAAUUGCUACAAGUAUUUUAUGCACCAUUUAAUAUUGAACUUACGAAAAUGUUCCCAUACAUUGACUAUAACAGCUUUUAUUGAUGCCUAAUUCGCACGGCACGGAUGCGUUUUGUCAAACAGAAAGUUUCUGCGGGCUGAUAUCAAAAAGCGAACUGUCCGUCCGUCUUUUCGUCCCUAUGGCAAUAGUUGCGUAUUCAUGUAAUGAUUAAUAUAAAGAAAACUUUUAAAUAUGCUUAACUGACAUUUGAAAUAGUUUACUAUCAACGUCUUAACCCAUUUAAGCCUAGUGGACUCUCCCAUCCCUCUAAAUUGGAUCAAUUUAUUUCCGAAAUUAGGGAUGUCUAGUACAUUUAUUUCUAUAUUUAGAAUAUUUCUUACAGAAAUUCCUUAAGCAAACAGCGCAGACUCUGAUGAGACGCCGCAUCAUGCGGCGUCUCAUGAGGGUCUACGCUGUUUGCAAAGGCCUUUUUUCUAGACGCUAGGCAUAUAUGGGUUAAAGAGACAAAGCAUGUCCCAUAUCUCGGCUGAAGUGCAUUUUUUAUGCACGUAUUUAUAUCUGUUUUCAUAUACAUUUGUUAAACGUGAAAUAAGAUUAUAUAUGGAGGGUAUUUGAUUGAGUGUUCACAUGGUCUUCUAUUGUCCUUUCCAUUACCCCAAUUUAACACAUGUGCGCAUUUUGGGUUCAAGAUUUUCUUGCAUGUGUUAAAGAGCAGUGGCAUUGAACAGGUGUCUGAGCACAGACUUAUUUAGGAAUCAAUGUUACAUUAUUGAAAGCUUGUUCGUUUGUGUGUAUGUGUGUCGGGGUGGGGUGAUGUGUUUCUGCUGUAUAUUUUCUGCUUUAUACUUGUUUUUGAUAUUCAUGUAUAAUACUUUUACACUUUUGUAUUAUGCUCAGCUUUGUGAUAAAGUGUCUUAUAAUUAAAGCGUCCUAUACAACGCAAGUAUGAUAAUAAUGUCUCAAUAGUGUGGCUGUGAUUUAUAGUUUAGUUUUGUUGUUUUAAUAAGUUUUGUAUUUAACUACAAAAUAUGUAUUUUUAAUAUCUUGUUCGUUCAUUCCCUGAGCACACUUGUGGCAAAUAAUGUUCGAUUUUGUUGAUAACUUUUGUAAGAAAACAAUCCAACUGAAAACAAUACAAAUUAGGUUUUAAUAUCUUCUUUUUUUCAAAGGUUUAACUAUGCACCGAUCCCUGUUGAAAUUUGUAUUUCUCAAGUCACGGAAGUCUCAAAUGUACAUUAUUUCAUCCCAAUCAUUCAUAUGUUUCGUUCAUUUUCAUUUUCCUCGUGGCAUUGUAAAAAUCACAAUCAUUCAUAUGUUUCGUUCAUUUUCAUUUUUCUCGUGGCAUUGUUAAAAUAAAUCAUCUUAGACAAAAUGCCUUCCUUAUACAUGUAUGUUUAUGAAAUGGCAUAAAUCUGUUUUGCAUAUUUAUUCACAACUUCACAAUGUCAAGUGGAGUCAAACAACAGGUAACCAGGUGAAGUUGAGUCAAACAAUUGCACCAGGUCAAGUGGAGUCAAACAACAGGUAACCAGGUCAAGUGGAGUCAAACAAUUACACCAGGUCAAGUGGAGUCAAACAAUUGCACCAGGUCAAGUGGAGUCAAACAAUUGCACCAGGUCAAGUGGAGUCAAACAAUAGGUAACGAGGUCAAGUGGAGUCAAACAAUGUGCAACCAUGUAAUCUGGAGUCAAACAAUAGGUCACAGGUAAAGUGGAGUCAAACAAUAGGUAACCAGGUCAAUUAGAGUCAAACAACAGGUCAUCAGGUCAAUUGGAGUUAAAAAAUAGGUCACCAGGUCGAGUGGAGUAAAACAACAGGUCACCAGUAAAGUUGAGCCAAACGAUAGAUAAGCAGGUCAAGUGGUGCCGAACAAUAGAUCAACAGGUCAAGAUUUCGAAAAUGAAUGUACCUUGAAAUCAGGUGAGCGCUAAGGAGUCAUUAUGUUCAUAUUUUUUUAAUUGCAAAAAGAGACUCUGUAAGACAUGAAUGUGACGACAAACGGCCAGUAAAAUAACUAGUAUACUUUCCAAAACAUUUGGUAUUUCAGUUCUGUUGUGUAUUGGUUGUAUUGUACAGUAAAGCUAAAAGUUGCAUAAUAAAAGAGUUGUGUACAUGUA
Messenger RNA from Dreissena polymorpha, 3363 nucleotides. Its product is annotated as carbohydrate sulfotransferase 15-like. Gene Ontology annotation, biological process: hexose biosynthetic process. Gene Ontology annotation, molecular function: N-acetylgalactosamine 4-sulfate 6-O-sulfotransferase activity. The record is from RefSeq and is a predicted model, not a curated record. NCBI's taxonomy places the organism in Eukaryota, Metazoa, Mollusca, Bivalvia, Myida, Dreissenidae. Bases 178 to 1329 code for a protein of 383 amino acids. The transcript is spliced from 8 exons.